This is a messenger RNA of Leptopilina heterotoma, 1501 nucleotides long. RefSeq lists its product as uncharacterized. Lineage: Eukaryota; Metazoa; Arthropoda; Insecta; Hymenoptera; Figitidae. The transcript has 2 exons. The record is from RefSeq and is a predicted model, not a curated record. Bases 1 to 1191 code for a protein of 396 amino acids.
AUGGAGUCAGAAAAUUCAACGGCAGACAGGAAAGCAGCUUACAAAAGAAGACUAAAGGAAUUGGAGAGUGAAAUGAAUAGCGUUUUUCAAGAUAUGGAGGAUCUCAAUAAAUCACAUGAGGAAGAUUCAGAAUUGACUUUCGAAGGUAGGUUAUUUGUGGAUAGUUCAGCAUCUCAGGAUGAUUCUUCCGACACGAGGGCCGAGUUUCAAUUCAAAGUUGAUCCCAUGUGCCCAGAUAAAGUCCUGAUCUUGGAUUCAAAGUCCAUGACGGAUUCUAAAAUAAAUUAUUCUAAUUAUAAUGUUCCUCAGAAAAUAAAUACGCCUCAUUGUAUUUUAGAUGUAAUCAAUCAUGAGAAGAGUACGGAAAAAAGGGCGGAACCAGAGGAAUCUGAGACGGUUCAUGAAAAUUUCGAGUCGGAUGAGGCCUGUAUUUAUUUGGGUGAUAAUCCUUCUAAUGACACAGAAGAUUUAAUUUUGCUAGAAAGCAUCGCUAACCGCUUAAAGUCUUGGACAAAAAAGGGAAUAGGAAAAAAGGAGAUUAAGGAGGAACUCUUAUCCUCAAUCCCAAGGAAAGGUGCGGUCAAUUUAGAAGCUCCUAUUUUGAAUGAAGAAGUCUUAGUGGAUAUCCAUCCAAAAUCGCUGAUUCGUGAUGAAUUUUUUCGUGAUUAUCAAAAUUUGACAGGCGCCGCUUUAGCAUCCUCAUCGUUGGUUUUAAGUAUGAUACUAAACGACUCGCAAAAUCCUUUGGAAAGAGAAGAUGUUCUAAAAAAACUCUCAGACACAGUGAAGCUUCUCUCCGAACUAUUCUUCUCAUUGACAACAGCUAGAAAGACUUUUCUACUUGGUAGGUACGAGGAACGUGUACAAAAAAUUCUAAAGAAGGUCGAGCCAUCAGCUUUACUUUUUGGAGACAACUUAAGGUCUCUCAUAGAAUCCUCGAAGGCGAUGGAGAGGGUUUCAAAGGAGUUGAAACCAAAACAGAAAUACCAGUCUAAACCAUCUACUAGUAGCAAUUUAAACUGGAGGAGCUCUACGAUCAGAAGAGAGGUGGGUCGUGGGAGCCAUUCUUACAACCGCCAAAGGACAACCACCUCGAAACCCUCGGGAAUGCCAAUAUCAUUCAAGCAGAGGACUCCUGCAAAGAGAUAUUACACACAAUCUCAGCCUCAACAGAGGAGUCAGCGACAUUAGAGGAGAGUAAAAAUGGUCCAUCCGAUGGCAUCCAGUCUUAUCCUGGUUUCCGGCAUUGUUUCUGGAAAGCCCUGCAGAAAAAGAACUUGGAUGAUGACACAAUCCAAAUAAUGUUUGCAUCUAUGGCUGAGGGGACAGUGAAACAAUACAACUCCGCUUUGAAAUAUUGGUGGUCAUAUUGUAAAGAAGGCCAACAGGAUCCUUUUAGGGCCAAUGAAAAUAUUGUCCUUCAAUGUCUAUCGAGGAGGUUCUCAACAGGGGCAAAUUAUGGAACAUUAAAUUCCUUACGCUCAGCCAUUGCUUCGAUAAA